AUGAGUAAUAACAUAAAUAUACCAGCAGGUUUUCCCGACUCUUUACCUAUUUCUUCGGAAAGGUUAAACUUUAUAAAUCGUUUUAAAACCGAAAGGUUAGGCAACAUGCGUCCUUUCAAUGAGUUUUUUGAUAAAGAUAAGCUUUCUAAACCAAAAGGCAUGGGAGGAUUAAAUUUCAUUCGUAAAUUAGAGGAGCCACUUGUUUUUCAACAGUAUGUUUUAACUCCAAAACAAUUAUAUACUGGACUUAUUGCGGUUUCUAUUCCUCUUUUAUUUAUUUCAUCCGCUGGUUCAACUAUAUUUUGGAUCGUUGGGGCUUCUGCAACAAUGGUCUUGGGUCAUGCUUCAUUUCUUGAAUCGGGUGUCGAUAGCGGUUUUACAUCUGCCGCAAAUCAAGUGUAA
Molecule: messenger RNA, 402 nt
Organism: Funneliformis mosseae
Lineage: Eukaryota; Fungi; Glomeromycota; Glomeromycetes; Glomerales; Glomeraceae
Source: the annotation of a GenBank genome assembly